ACUUGUUCUUGUUUCCAAACUAGUUGAAACCCAGUCACUUCUAAAGAAAUUGCAGCUUUCAAAGAGUCAAAAUGUCCAGAAAUUACAGGCUUCUGGUGAAAAAUGCCAAACAAGUGGUUUUGAUCUGCAACAAUGGAGAGAAGUAUCUAACCAAGAAUGGGAUGCAAAAUCUGUGUGUGGUUGAAAAUGGCAGCAUUGUAAUAGGGAGUGACGGGCUGAUUAAAGAUGUGGGACCAGCAGAAACCAUCAGAUCUCAGUAUUCAGAAUCGUCCUUUGACAAAGUGAUUGAUGCGACAGGGAUGUGUGUCCUGCCGGGGCUGGUUGAUGCUCACACUCAUCCAGUUUGGGCUGGAGACAGAGUGCAUGAAUUUGCAAUGAAGCUUGCAGGCGCCACCUACAUGGAAGUGCACCGGGCUGGUGGAGGGAUCCACUUCACGGUGGAGCACACUAGAGCAGCUGGUGCCUCAGAUCUUGUGGCCUCUCUGAGCAGCAGGUUGAUGCGGAUGCAGCGAGCAGGCACCACCCUGGUGGAGUGCAAGAGUGGAUACGGGCUGGAGUUGCAGACUGAGCUCAAGAUGCUGGAGGUGAUUGAAGAGGCCAGACUCUCUCUGCCCAUCAACAUCUCCUCAACCUAUUGUGGAGCCCAUGCAGUCCCCAAAGGGAAGACAGUUGCAGAAGCCACAGAGGACAUCCUGCAGGUUCAGUUGCCAAAGCUGAACGAGCUGAUGACUGCUGGGAGGCUCAGAGUGGACAACAUUGACGUGUUUUGUGAGCAGGGAGUGUUUGAUCUCAGUUCUACACGCCGCAUCCUGCAGGCUGGCAAAGACAUGGGCCUAAACAUCAACUUCCACGGAGAUGAACUUCAUCCCAUGAACUCUGCUCAGCUGGGGGCAGAGCUUGGAGCCUUGGCCAUCAGUCAUCUGGAGGAGGUCACAGAUGAUGGGAUUGUUGCCAUGGCAAAAGCAAAAACUGCUGCCGUUCUUCUGCCAACGACAGCUUACAUUCUUCGGUUACCCCAGCCUCGAGCCAGAGACAUGUUGGAUGCUGGCGUAAUCGUUGCCCUCGGCAGCGACUUCAACCCAAAUGCUUACUGCUGCUCCAUGCCAAUAGUCAUGCACCUGGCCUGUGUCAACAUGAGGAUGUCCAUGCCCGAAGCUUUGGCCGCGGCCACCAUCAACGCAGCCUUCGCUCUCGGGCGCUCUCACACACAUGGAUCCCUGGAGAUCAACAAACACGGAGAUCUGUUGAUCCUCAACACCAUGCGGUGGGAACACCUGAUUUACCAGCUGGGAGGACAUCAGGAGAUCAUCCGUUAUGUGGUCAUUAAAGGCAACAUCGUCUAUGAUAAUGAUAGAACCAUGGACUUGUAAGUGUGGAAAAACUCUCCGACCACUAAAGAUUAGGAAAGUUUGUCUUGUCUCCUACAGGCUUUGUUGAUAUAAAGAAAAUCAGGAUUUUGUGACUCACCCGUGUCCAGAAGGUGUUUGAGGUGUUGCGUCCACAGCCUGGGUGAACCUUCUGGCAGCAGCUGUCUGGAACCACGUUCUCGUGCAGGGCAACAUACCAGUCAUUAUGGUUCAUCACGCCACAACAGCUCCACUGAGGAUGAAGAGUUAAUUUGAUCACCAUGAUAAAAAUGGACUUUGAGUUUAGGAAAUUAGGAUCCAGAGCUAUAAAUAAAGUAUUAAAUAUA
Melanotaenia boesemani (Boeseman's rainbowfish) is the source of this 1693-nucleotide messenger RNA. RefSeq names its product amidohydrolase domain containing 1 (gene amdhd1). The record is from RefSeq and is a predicted model, not a curated record. Lineage: Eukaryota; Metazoa; Chordata; Actinopteri; Atheriniformes; Melanotaeniidae. Gene Ontology annotation, cellular component: cytoplasm. The transcript is spliced from 10 exons. Bases 72 to 1370 code for a protein of 432 amino acids. Gene Ontology annotation, molecular function: imidazolonepropionase activity.